Molecule: messenger RNA, 7848 nt
Organism: Osmerus eperlanus (European smelt)
Lineage: Eukaryota; Metazoa; Chordata; Actinopteri; Osmeriformes; Osmeridae
Gene: ahctf1
Product: AT hook containing transcription factor 1
Exons: 40
Coding region: 205-7272 (2355 amino acids)
Molecular function (GO): protein binding
Source: RefSeq, a predicted model, not a curated record
AUUGGCUAGAUGAGGCGGAUCUUCAACGAGCCUUGUCCCAGAGCUGAGAAAAAUGCCUCUGGCUUGUCCGUUUAGAAUCUGACCGGAAGGACCAGAUGUUUGACGCUGAAUUAGGAUCAAGUUGUGACAGAGAGGAGGCAUCGCAACACACAUGAAGAUCUGAGAUCGAAUACCAACCAGUAGUACGGCUGUCAACAGACUGUGAUGGGGGAUCUGGCUGCCCAGACCACCAGUGGCCUGAAGCCGUUUCCCAGGGUGACGGUGGAGGUGCUGGGAGAGGAUGAGAUCACCCUGGACUCUGUGCUACGUGGGAAGUUCACUGUUGGUCGCAGUGGGCUGGCCUGGCUGGCCUGUGGCCCCCACCUGGAGGUGGUCCACGCCGUAACGGGGGAGCGGCGGUCAGCCUACUGCUUCAGUGGGGGUGGGGAGCACCCCCCCUCUGUGCUGGCUGCCAGGGACUUCAGCUGGCUGAAGAGGUCGGGUCUCCUGGUGGGGCUGGCGGUCGCGGAGGGAAGCCUGCUGUGCCUCUACGACUUGGGCAUUGCACGCGUGGUGAAGGCUGUGGUUGUACCAGGCAGGAUCACAGCCAUCGAGCCCCUGGUGAGCUACGGGGGUGCAGGUGCAGGCACGCAGCACCUGCACCAGAGCCUGCGCUGGUUCUUUGGCGUGGUUGCCGUGGUUACAGACCUGGGCCACAUCCUAUUGGUCGACCUGUGUCUGGACGACCUGUCCUGUAGUCAGAGUGAGCUGGAGGCUUCAGACCUGGAGGUGGUGACCCUGUCCCCCUCUGAGGUCCCCCGGCUGAGGGAGGUGGAGGCCAGGCAGGGGAGGCACCUGUGUGUGCAGCUCAGCUCAUCGGGGCCCGGGGCCUCGGCCCUGCAGUACCUCCCCCGCACCAACCAGCUGGCUGUGGGCUCCACCGAUGGAACCCUGCAGCUCUGGAACAUGAAGACCCUCAAGAGGGAGUACCAUUCCCAGCUGGAGGGGGGCAGGGUGCCUGUUCAUGCCUUCACCUUCCAAGAGCCUGAAAACGACCCCAGGAACUGCUGCUACCUGUGGGCUGUCCAGUCAUCCCAGGAGCAUGAGGGAGAUGUGUUGAGCCUCCACCUGCUCCAGCUGGCCUUCAGUGACAGGAAGUGUCUGUCAUCCGGCAGGAUACUGUAUGAGGGGCUGGAGUACUGUGAGGAGCGCUACAGCCAGGCCCUGGCCGGGGCCCCCUGGCCUGGCAGGGGCAGCAGCUAUCGCCUGCUCAGCUGCCAGACCAUCGAGAAGGUUCACCACCCCAACCCAGACAGGGACGACAGCGUCAACGAAGUGACGUCUCCAGACACCAGCGUGUCGGUGUUCAGCUGGCAGGUGAAGCCCUUUGGACAGGGAAACCCUUCCACCUACAUCUGUGUGUUCGACAUCAACCGCUGGUACCACGCCCAGAUGCCUGACUCUCUCAGAGUGGGGGAGUCCCUGCGGAGCUGUGCGUACCAGGCGGUGUGGUGUGUGGAGGGUGUGGGGGAGGCCUGGUGGUCCUGCCCCCUGCUGGACGUGCAGGUGAAUGAGCGCUCCCUCAGCAGAGGCCUGCCCCCCUCCUGCCCCGCCCCCGACGCCCUCUUCUGCCCCACCGCAUACAACUUCGAGGCCAGCUGUCUUCUCAGCGUCGGCUUGGUCCACCUCAGCUGCUCCGGGUACCAGAAGGAGACCCUGAGCUUCCUGAAGAAGGUGUCUCUGGUGUCCAGUGAGGUGAUAUCUUCCUGCUACUCUCGCUGCCUCUUGUCUGGUCUAGUGUCCUCACGCCUGGCAGCCCUCCAGCCCUCCAGCCUGUCUCAGGAGGAGCAGUUAGACGCGGUGCUGAGCACAGCGGUGGAGACCAGCUCUCUCAGCCUCAUCACAGGCUGCAUCAGGCAGUGGACCACCGAGGAUGCUCCAGGCUGUGUUGUGUCUCUACGCUACAUCCUGGAGUGGACUUGGAACAAGGUGGUCCACACCAAGCAGGACCUGGACACCUCCUGUGCUCCUCUUUUCGACAGCUCCUCCAACUUCACAGACCCCCAGAUCCUGCAGCAUCUCCAGCACAGCCAGAGGUUGCUGGGCAACCUCAGCAUCAUCCUCCGCUGCCUGCUGAAGGAGGCCCAGACGCUCACACACACAGGGCGGCAGGGCCUGCUGAAUAAGAGCAUGGUGUCUGCUCUCAUCUCCCAGUACGCCAAGGUGCUGCUCUGGUUCUGCAGGACCGGACUCCUGCCCGAGGGCUCCGAUGAGGACUCUGUUCCGAUCUCCAGGCCCCUCUACAGGUACUCUGCAAUCAGGGGCUACUACACCCUCCGCAGGGAGGAGCUCCAGGGCCUCCGCAGGGGGAAAGGCUCUGACGGCCUGAUGAUUGACGGGCUGGUGGGCCAGUGUGGCGAGCGCGUGGCCGACCUGUGGAGGCGGGACAAGGGCGGGACUGGACUGUACCCGCCCCCAACCCUGCAUGCGCUGCUGGACGUGUACCUGCUGGAGGAUGUUGAGGAGACGGCUAAACAUGCCCUGGUCAUCUACCUGCUGCUGGAUGUCAUGUACACUUUCCCCAGUAAGAGUGCAGCGUGUGUGGAGUCCUUCCCCACCGCCUUCUCCCUCCCUGUCAGACUGGUGAAGCUGGUGCAGGGCCUCUGGCUGCUGGACCACCACGACUACCAGAACUCCCUGGAGCUGCUCCUCCACCCGUCCUCCCUGCCGGCCCCGUGGGACUGGCACCACGGCUGUGUGCUGCAGGCCCUGCUCAGCCAGGGCCAGGCGGUGCUGGCUCUGCGCUACCUGCAAGCCACACGCCCCCUGCUGGCCGCGCCACAGCACGCCCCCCUCUGCAUCGCCGUGCUGCUGCACAACAGGUGUGUGGUGGAGGCGCUGGCCCUGGUGAGGCAGCAGGGUGUGUGUGAGAGGGUGGAGGAGCUGCUGUGUGCUGUGUUCCUGGGCUGUCAGGACCUGGGUCUAAUGACCCUGCUACUACGCCUGCCGCUACGCCUCCGGGAGCAGGAAUGUCUGGAGACCUUCCUGCAGAGUGGGGGGGGGAUCCAGAACAGAGAGCUGCUCCUGGUUCACUACCUCCAGCAGUCCAACUAUACUGCUGCUCUACAGCUCAACCACAGCCUCAGGACCAACAUGGUGAGCGAGAGGGAUUCCAGAGUGAAGGAGCGCUCCAGCACCAGGAAUUCCAUCCUGGAUAUGUACGGCAAGGUCCUGCCCCGGGCCCAGCGCAGGCUGGCCAUGGAGAGAAGCAGGCCCUACCAGCACCCCUCCACACUCCUCACACAUGUCUCUCGACCACAGCCUCUCUCCAGUGUCCCCAGGCGCUUGGCCAGUGAGAAGGUUCUGACGAGGGCAGGGUUCAUCAGUGACGUGCUGACCAAGAUCGGAGAGGUGUGGGUGGGCAAGGAGCCCCUCCCCCCCACCUCCCCCCUCAGAAGCCCAAAGUCUCCCUCUCCCCUGCUGCCCCCUGACCGCCCAGACCCCUUCCUGGGCACCCCCAUCACCAUGGCAGCAAGGAGGAAGUCCAGGCUCCUGGAUGUGGUAGUGCCCCCCUUCUCCUCGGCCCCCCUGCUCACCCCCCCCAGGAGGAGCUGGGGCCCUCCUAGGAGUGCCACCAAGGCCCCCGAACUCUCCCUGCUGCAGACCCCACAGGUGGUCAAGCGAGCGCGGGCGCUGGCUGCGUCGGGUCCUGUGUUUUCUUCCUUCACCCCCCAGUCCAUCCUCCGCUCCAGCCUGCGCCCCACCCCCGUGGCCUCCCCCUCCGCCUCCCCCGCCCGCUCCCUCACCCCCCCGCCACGCCCCAAGGAGAGCCGCAUCACCUUCAUAGAGGAGGCCCAGCUCCCCCACCCAGACUCCAACUGCUGGAGAAACGGGGUGGCAACAGAGAGGGAGUUGGAGCGCCUUGAGUCAGAGAGCGGAUCCUCAAUCCAGGAGGUUGCCGUGGACAAGGCGUUGUCGGGGCUCUUGCGAACACCGUUGACAGGGAGACUCAGCUUGGGCCUAGACAUGAGUGUGGCGUCCGUCCAAUCAGCUGACACCACCUUGGAGUUCCACGACGCCCUCCCCCCCGAGGACCUGGAGGGGGAGGGACUUCUACAGGACGACAUCCAGGAAGUGACCAAACAGGAAGUGAUGCAAGGAUCCCAGAGGGACACAGAGGCACAGGAAGUGCUGCCCCUCCAGGAAGAAGGGCCCGCAGCAGCCAAACAGCAAAGUGUUCUCCCAUCUUUGGAACAGGAGCAGGCUGAUGGGCAGGAAGUUGAGUCGGUGGGACAGGAAGUGACAGCAGAGCGGCUUCCUGAAGAGGAAGUGAAGAUGGAGGUUCGCCCAGAACAGGAAGACCAAGUGGUAGAAAAGGAGGAGGAGCCCAUUACCCAACAGGAAGUAGAACAGCCUCCUGACCUGGAAGUGGUCGAGGGGCCUAAAGGUCACCAGGAAGUGUGUGAGGUGGUCAGCAGUGAGGAACCAGUGGAGGAGACCACAGAGCAGGAGGAGGAGAAUAUAGAGGAGGUGGAGGAGGAGGACCAGAAGGAGGAGGUUGUGGUGUUGGAGGAGAAGGUGGUGGAGGAGGAGGACCAGGAGGAAGAGGACAUACAGAAGGAGGAGGACAUGCAGCAGGAGCAGACGUCUCCUCCAGAGGAUCUGAUGGAGACCUCAGGUCUUUCAGACUUUGUGGAGCGUCAUCUGUUUGGUGAUGACUUGUCUCUCACCCGCUCUGGCAUACACGAGGACAGCUGGACCUCCAUCAACAGUGACCCUGCGUCCGGUGAGGGAGAGGAACCGGUGCCCGAGUCUCCCCGGGCCCUGACCACCCAGACAUCCGUCUCCUCGGGCCACACCGGGACAGACUCCCAGUCUGUGGUCAGUCUGAACGACAGUGAGGACCUCUCCAGCCCUUCCUCUGAGGAGGAGGAGGAGGAAGCGGAGGAGGGGUCGGACGCUCCGGAAGAAGAGGAAGAGGAGGAGGAGGAUGAUUCUGGCAGCGAGGUGGAGAUCAUUGAGGAGGUGGCAGGAAACUGGGGUCCAAACUCCAGGCUCUUCAGGGAACGACCUGCCCCUCGUUACCCUCCUGACCUAUCAGAGCAGGACGCCGCUGUGCUCUCAUUGGUCACAUCCGAGGCAGGCCUAAAACAACAGGAGGAGGAGGUGUUCAUCGUUAGGCUGGGCACAGGAGGAGCUGAGGAGGAGAGAGGGUCCUGCUACACCCAGCUGAAGUCCUCCUCCACCCUCCUGGUGCCCCUGGAGCUGGUGGAGGAUCCGGGGCAGGCCCUGAUCCACCAGGCCCAGACAGUGCUCACCACCCUGGUGCAUGGGGUCGAGCCAGAGGCCCCCACCUCCGGAGCUCAGGGCUUCUCCCUGAUGCUUGAGGAUGAGGAUGAGGAUGUGGACCCGGAUGCAGACACGCUACCCCUGGAGACCGGUGUGGAGCCCAGCCACGCGGCAGAGGCUGUGGCCCAGCCUGAAGUCCUAUUCCUUGGCACGGAGGAGAUCGAGAAGCCCCUGGAGGGUCAAGAGACAGACAUGGUCACCCUGGAGAGGAUGGAAGAUGUCUGUGAAGAAGCAGAGGCAGUGGUGGAGACGGAGGCAGUGAGAGAGGCAGGGAUAGAAGGAGAGGUAGAUGGAGAGGGAGUGGGUGAGGCAGAGGUGGAGACUGAGGCAGUGAGAGAGGCAGAUGAAGAGGGAGUGGGUGAGGCAGAGAUGGAGACGGAGGCAGUGGGAAAGGCAGGGAUAGAGGGAGAGGUAGAUAAAGAGGGAGAAGCAGAGGGAGUGGGUGAGGCAGAGGUGGAGAGAGAGGCAGUGAGAGAGGGAGAGGUAGAUAAAGAGGGAGAAGCAGAGGGAGUGGGUGAGGCAGAGGUGGAGAGAGAGGCAGGGAUAGAGGGAGAAGCAGAGGGAGUGGGUGAGGCAGAGGUGGAGAGAGAGGCAGGGAUAGAGGGAGAAGCAGAGGGAGUGGGUGAGGCAGAGGUGGAGAGAGAGGCAGUGAGAGAGGGAGUGGGAGAGGAGGCAGCCACUGCUGCAAUGGAGGCAGAUGGAAUCGAGGCUGUGGUUACCGUGGAUGCAGUUGUGAAUGUGGGUGUGGGACGGACUGAGGCUGCGACAGAAACAAACCCCAACGUGUACUCUGAGGCAGCAGAGGCCAACGUGUACUCUGAGGCAGCAGAGGCCAACGUGUACUCUGAGGCAGCAGAGGCCUCACAGACCAGGCCAGCUUCUGAGGCUGUCUCUGGCCUGUGUGAGCAUACAGAACCCCCCCCUCCUGCUCCUGCAGCUCCGGAGGAGGAGAAGCCCUUUCAGGAGGAAAUGACCUCAUGUGGAGAGAUGAACUUCACUGAAGCUGAGCUCCAGUCAGACCUCCUGUCCUCCGGCCCAGCAGAGACCAGCCCCAACCUCAGCCUCGGUCCCAGCCCUGAACCUGCGGAGGUCAAGCAGGACCCAGAACUGGUCCAGACAGCCGUUGGUGGAGAGCCUCAGGAGCACAGAGAGAUGGAGAGCGCCGAGGUGGAGGCUGGGGUGAAGUCCCUCCCAGAUGAAACCACCCAGGCUCCCUCCACGCCUCCACGCAAGACCAGGGCCUCCGUGACGAGCAGAAACACCCCCCUUGCCCCCCCCAGCACACGCAGGAGGGGCCGCCCCCCUGCUACGCCCCGCCCCCCAGCUUCGACCCUCCCCCCUGCCCCUCCAGGGGUGGAGGCCGACAGCUGCACCCCCACCCCGGCUAAACGCCGCGCCCCUCACAAGACCUCCCCCAGGACGACCCGCAGCACCAGGAAAACCAGGGGAAGAGGGGAGCAGGAGGGGGAGGAGUCUGUUCUCCCUGCUCCACGCAGCACCAGGAAAACCAGGGCGGGGUCCCCCACAGCCCCCGGGUCAGACCAGGGGAGCCCAGCUAGUGACCCCCCCCCUCGGAGGACUACCAGAGGAAGGAGAGCAGUGCCUCCAAGGACGGCUGAGGCUCCUCUCCCCUCUCAGGCUCCUCCCUCCUCACGUACCAGACGAGCCACUCGGGAUCAGAGCGAGGCAGGAGGCGAGGCAGGAGGCGAGGCUGACAGCAAGUCUGUUCCCAGGGGCAGCAGGAAGAGACUCACCAAGAGCAGAGCAGCUUCUCCUCCUCCAGCUGUAGCUGAUGUCAUGUCCCCCCUGCCCAGCCCCGCCCCGCCCCUCCCAAAAGCCCCGCGGACAGCAGAGGAGGCCCCGCCCCUCCGUAUGAACCUCCGCUACAAACGCAUCCUGGACUCCAUCCUGCCCAAGCCAGUCACACGCAGGAGGAAGCUAUGACCAACGCUGUUUUAGAGUAUGAAACCUUUUGUAGAAUGUACAUGUUUUAAGUUUUUGCUACAAAUAAUUAGAAUAAAAUUGAAUUGAUAUUUUGCUUGGCUUUUAAUGUUUUGAUAAGAUUAAAGUAACAAUCAAGAUGCCAAUGUUGGAAUUAUUUUUAAUGUAAAGUAUUUUGUGAUGUUUUUGGAAGAAGUCUUUGUACUCGUAGCAUCAGCCAGCACACCAGGCUGCUUCUCCUGUGUUCAGAAGAGGUCACAGGCAGCAUUCUGGUGUGGACGUUAAACCACAAAACACCAAAUCUAUUACCUGAUACACAAGAUGAGCGCUAAGGACUAAUCCAGUAUGUCUUGAACUCUUGAAUGUUUGUAGCCAUGGAGCUUGAGGUUUCUCAAAGAAACUUCCAGCACACCGGCUAGUGUUUCCUCAGCAGAAAACAGGUGUGUGGUGUCUGUUCAGGGAUGCUGUGCUGAUUGGCUUGUUCUACUCCCAUCAGUUGCUUCCCCUCUCACUUCUAGGCUGGUCUCCAUUGUGUUUGUUGAUUUAUCUUUGACAGUUAAAGCUGAUUUGUAUCAUUAA